Molecule: messenger RNA, 3783 nt
Organism: Clunio marinus
Lineage: Eukaryota; Metazoa; Arthropoda; Insecta; Diptera; Chironomidae
Source: the annotation of a GenBank genome assembly
AUGCUAUUUGAAUUAUUAGUGUUUGAAUACUAUCAUUGGAAAUUAUUAGGCACUGUUGAAUUAAACUUUGACAAGCUAAGGUGGAAUGUUGACGGUGAACUGACUUUGCCGUCAUUUGGUCCUUCUCAUAUCUGUUUUUAUGACAAGUCACAACAAUUCUUUCAUGGAAAACUUUUGAUUUCAAUUGCGACUGAUAAAUUUCCCGUCAAACCUACUCAAACUAUUCCUCUUAUAAAUGAAUCAGAAUUUUGGGACGAAGAAAGUUUCGAAAUGAGGACUAUAAUCGUCAGAGCAGAUCUAUUAAAUCAUUUGGGAUCACACUUUGAAAUCAGUUUAAGAUGUGAACAUCAGACCUCAAAUACAAUAGAUUUGAAUGUUAAAACUUACGAUAUUGACACAAAAUUGAAAUUUGUAGAUUUUGCAACGAAUUCUCGACCAAUCAUGACGCUUAGUAUUAAACUUCCAAACAGUUUCAAAAAAUAUCACUUGAGAUUUGGGAUAAAGAAACUUGUCAGACAGAUGGCAAGAAAUAUGGAAUACUUCGAGAAUUUCCAAAUACAAUAUCCAAAUGAAAUAAAUUACCAGUCCUACAUCAUGCGUUCGCUCUUUGAGGAUUUCAAUGCAGCAAUAAGAAAACUGAAGUCCAAAUUGUUUUACUCUACUUUAAAAUCUAUCACAGAAUGGGAUGAGAAAUAUUUGAAAUUUCUUGACAAUAAUUUGAAUUCCGUUUUCCUAGUUUCAAAGGAUAAACUCACUAAUUUUAAUUUCGAUGAAGCUGUUCAAAAUUACAAACAUUUCCAAGAAGUCAUUUCACGAUUGGUUAACAAUAUUCAAGGAUCAUUUCCCAAAGUUUUUCUGGAUGUGACUUAUGAAUCUAAAAUUCUCGCAAUUCAUGAAUUCGCCAUAGAAGAAUAUUGUCAUUUUUCAGAUUUUGAUGAUCAUGGGGAAAAAAGUAAAAGAAUUGUGCCAUGUGUAUUAAAACCGAUUACUUGCAAUCAUGCGUGUGAAUACUGCGGAUGUUUAUUUGGGAUGUUUGAAUUCCUGACAUGGUUUGGAAAUAAUAAAACUGCAAUGAUGCCGAAUAAUACUGUCCUGUUAGACGAAAAUAAAAUAAAAUUCUGCAAGGAGCAUUUUUAUAAUUGUGAAAUAAGCAUACAUCAGGGAGCAAUUCCACCAUACCAUCACCAAAAAAAUAUGAGUUCUUUGAAAUUGGUUCUUUUUUCAAACGGGACAACAAAGAUGUCAAAGAAGACCAUAAUAGGAACAGGAAGUCUAACAAUUUAUAAGGAUUCAUGUAAACCAAAUCAAAUUCAACUAAACGAUACUGUUGCUAAGAAAAAUAUUGGCAUUGAACAUGUACAAGAUUUCCGAUCGAUACCUCAAUUGAAAUGGAUUAAAAUUUUCAAAGAUGGUGAAAGACUUGCAGAUGUUCUUGUUUCAGCUGAGUAUACAUCUUUCCAAUCAGCUCUUAUCAUGAAACAAAUUAUCAAUAACGACACAAAUAUAAAUCAAAUUAAUAUGAAAAUGGAAAAAUAUAAAAUCAAAAUUGAUUUCAUUGGAAUUCGCAAUAAUACGAAAAAGUCGCGAUGUCAACAAAUAGGUAACAAAAGAAUUGAAUUUAUUUUUGGAACUAACAAACUAUCGAGUGGAUAUUCAAUUGAAACCUGCGGUCAAAGCGUCAGCUUUACGAAAUCAAAAGUAUUAGCCUAUUGGAUUUUACCAGCCAUUAUUGAAUUUUGGCCUCCAAUAGUCAUAAACUACUUAGAAAUGUCUUCAAAAUCCUCGAAAAUUAUAGGAACAGCACUGAUUAAGGACUCACGUAUAUUUUAUCAUGAGAAGGAGCCAAAGAUAGUUCAGCAAUUUGUAAUCAAUCGGGAAGAAACAACUGAGAGACUUCAAGAUAAAAAGCCUAAUAGUCAACAAAACGAAGUUUUGCCACUUAUUACAAGCAUCAAGGUAUCAAAAUAUAAAUUCAAUCUUUAUGAGUAUUUAUUGCAGCUCAAGAGAAAAACAUUUAAAAGGUCAUUGGUAAAUUCCGACCAUGUUCCGACACAUCGUAUGACACUUGAAAACGAAUGUACAUGGUGGACAAAGUUUUAUAAUUCUCAUCGUACACUUGAAAGUUAUAAUGAUUGUCUCCAUCAAUUAGUUAUUUACAAUGAAGAAUUAGAACAUCAGGAGUGUUUUAAUAGCUUCAAUGAUUGGGCUAUACCUAUCGAACUUAUAAAACGCAAUAAAAAAGACAAGAAAUAUUUUGUAUCUGGAGUUCUUAAGACUUCGCUAAAAAUUUCAAGAUGUGAUGGAAGAAAUUAUUUUAAAUCUGAAAGGCAUUUACAAAAAUCAAAACUGCUUCAAGUGGAUCAAAAUUUUCCUGUUGAGCUUCCAAUUAGAAUUCAUGUUUACGUAAUUCAAGGUAUCAACAUUCGGUCCCAUGAUACCAAUAGCUAUUCGGAUUGCUAUUUAAAAGUACAAUUUGGAGAUCAAGUCAUAUCAGAUCGUUCAAGCUACGUACCAAAUGAAUUCAGUCCAAUCUUUGGAAAGUGCUUUCAAAUAUCAGGCGUGGUUCCAAGAGAAACCAUGCUCUAUAUUUCUGUUUUUGAUCGUGAUACACUAUCACCAAAUGAUUUUAUAGGUCUCACUUCGAUUGAUAUUGAAGAUCGUUUACGAUCUAAGCAUUGUGCUAAUUGUGGUUUACCAAAAGAAUUUAAUACCAAAGGUUAUAAUGCUUGGCGUAAUACAUUUUUACCAUCAAAGUUAUUAGAAAAAUUGUGUAAUAAUUUGAAGCUUAUGGCACCACAAUACUACACAGACCAUAUCCAUUUAGCCGGCAUCAAUUUUAAAGAUUCAAGCAAAGUUUCUGAUGAUGGAAACAAAAGAGAACGAUUAGCACUUUCCGUACUUAAUAGAUUUCAUGAAAUACCUGGCAUUGGUUUCAAACUUGUUCCAGAACAUGUUGAAACAAGAUCAUUGUAUCGAGAAGAUCAAAAAGGAAUUGAACAAGGAAAACUCAUGAUGUGGGCAGAAGUAUUCAACUUAAAUGAAAAAAAUAUAACACAGCCAGUAGAUAUAACUCCUAUUCCCCCUCAUGCUUAUGAACUUCGUGUCAUUGUCUGGGGGGCCAAAAAUAUCAUCCUUCAAGAGAGAAACCUUUUCCGAACUCGUAUGAGCGAUAUUUACAUUAAGGCAUGGUUAGACGACAUUAAAAAAACUCAAUACACCGAUAUUCAUUACCGUUCUAUUAACGGUGAAGCAUUGUUCAAUUGGCGCAUGAUUUUCCGUUUCAAGUAUUCAAUAGGUGAAGAUAUGAUGAUAAUCUCAAAGAAGAAAAAUCUUUUUGAAAGUGUUCCGAUGAUGCAGAAAAUGCCUGCGGUGCUUAACUUACAACUUUGGGACAAUGAUACAUUUACACACGAUGAUUUUCUUGGAAGUCUCAGCAUAAAUUUGUCACACUUUUCAAACCGUUUUGAUUCUCAGGAAAAAUGUAAUAUUAUGAAAUCGAAUUCAGUUCAUGAAAAUUUAUUUGCUAUGAAAAACAGUAUAAGAGGUUGGUUUCCAAUUCGUGGAAGAAGUAACAUUGGUUCUAAUAAGCAAACGGUCAGUUACGUACCUACAUAUUUAACAAUACCAGUGAUUAACUUGAUUUUAAAAAUAUUGAAGGGUGCACUCGAACUUGAAUUGGAAGUACUCUCAGAAAACAAUGCUAACAAGAAACCUGCAGGACUUGGCCGAGAAGGACCUCAAAUGUUACCAAUGCCAAAGUAUAUUAUCAUAUUUUAUGUUUAA